AUGGCCGGGGCGGCAACGGGCCGGUCCUUGCGGGCGUUGCUGAGGGCCGCGCCGCGGGGCCGGGCAUGGCCGGCGUCCGGCCUCCCGCCUCCCGUCGGGGCCCGCCUCGCCCACCGCCCCGGGAGGCCCUCGGCCCUGAGCCGCCUCCUCGGAGCCGGGCCCCGCCGCCCUCCCGCCCCGCCCGCCGUCGGGCUCCGCCCAGAGGAGCAGGAGCUGCUGCUGGUCCAUCACCCUGACAUGCCAGAGAACCCCCGGAUCCUGCGGGUAGCUGUGCUGGGAGCCCCCAAUGCUGGCAAGUCGACAUUAGCCAAUCAGCUGCUGGGCCGGAAGGUUUUCCCUGUGUCCAAGAAGGUGCACACCACACGCUGCCAGGCCCUCGGGGUGAUCACAGAGGAUGAGACCCAGGUGAUACUCCUGGACACGCCCGGCUUCAUCAGUCCUGCUAAGCAGAAGAGGCACCAGCUGGAGCCAUCGCUGCUGAAUGACCCCUGGAGGAGCGUGGAGGGAGCGGACCUAGUCCUAGUCCUGGUGGACGUCUCUGACAAGUGGACCCGGACCCAGCUGAGCCCCCAGGUGCUCCGCUGCCUCACCCACUUCUCCCAGGUGCCCAGCGUCCUCGUCCUCAACAAGGUGGACCUGCUGAAGGAGAAGUCCAUCCUCUUGGACCUGACAGUCACCCUCACCGAGGGCCUGGUCAAGGGUAAGACGGUGGCCGGCAGGCGGGUCCGGGGGAGCCCCGAGCCGGAGCCCGAGGUCCCAGCGGGGCACUCCGCGAAGACUGGCUGGCCCCACUUCCAGGAGAUCUUCAUGUUGUCGGCGCUGAGCGGGGAUGAGGUGCCAACCCUGAAGGACUAUCUCCUGGGGCAAGCGCGGCCGGGGCCCUGGGAGUAUCACAGCAGCGUGCUCACCAGCCAGACCCCGCAGGACAUCUGUGCCAAUAUCAUCCGCGCCAAGCUGCUGGAGUACCUGCCCCAGGAAGUGCCCUAUGGCGUGCAGCAGAAGACAGAGCUGUGGGAAGAGGGACCAAGUGGAGAAUUGGUCAUCCUGCAGAAGCUGCUGGUGGCCAAAGAGUCUCAUGUGAAGAUCCUCAUUGGUCACAAGGGACAGCUGGUAGCCCAGAUGGCUCAGGAAGCCACCGAGGACCUCACGGACAUCUUCCUGUGUGAUGUGCAUCUCCGCCUCUCAGUCUCGCUCCUUAAGUGACCCGUCCCGGCUGGUCCCAUCUGCCCUAUCCCCCCAGCUCCCUCUGUUCUCCCACCGGCCACUGCUCAGAGACCUGAGGGGAACCUACCUACAGACCCAGACUCGGGGUCUGGCUGUCCAGCACUGAGGCUGGGUUCCCCGGGGCACUUCCCCCCCGGCCUGGGCGCCGUUGGUGUGACCAUGGCAAUCAGACUGGGGGGUCCUGUCGGCCCAGGCCCCGAUCCCUGAGAUGGGUCUGGACUGGGAGCUGGAACCCCGUCCCUGCUUGGAGAGAGCUGUCGUGGAUGGGAUGUCCCCGUGGGUUUGAGCCUUGGGGGAGGCAUCUGCCCUGAGGUUUGAGACCUGGGCGGGAGCAGCCUCAGCUUGGCCCUUGGCCCCCAGGAAGCGGGGAGAGUAUGGGGGUGGGAGGGGACAGCACCUUCCGACCCCUCAAGCUAUGUGCUUCUUAUCCCCACCCUCAGGAGGAGCCCAGCCCUCCCCAGAGGCCCCGCACUCAGCCAACUGGGGGAGAGGGCCAACUCCAGCCUGAAGGCUGGGAGAAGGCCCAGGGCCACCUCUCUUCUCUACCCUCCCUCUAGGGUAAUAAAGCGACAGGAAACAAACACA
This is a messenger RNA of Ornithorhynchus anatinus (platypus), 1809 nucleotides long. RefSeq names its product Era like 12S mitochondrial rRNA chaperone 1 (gene ERAL1). NCBI's taxonomy places the organism in Eukaryota, Metazoa, Chordata, Mammalia, Monotremata, Ornithorhynchidae. Gene Ontology annotation, cellular component: mitochondrial matrix. Bases 1 to 1203 code for a protein of 400 amino acids. The transcript is spliced from 10 exons. Gene Ontology annotation, molecular function: ribosomal small subunit binding; rRNA binding; GTP binding. Gene Ontology annotation, biological process: ribosomal small subunit assembly. The record is from RefSeq and is a predicted model, not a curated record.